AUGGCACAGCUUUACAGCCUCCCCUCUGAGAUUGCCAAUAAUCUCUUGGAUUUUGUCUCUAGAUCUGAUCUCGUGGCUCUAUCCUAUGUCAGCCAAGCCCUGCGCCGAUCUGCCGAGCCAUUUCUGUAUGCGAACAUUGCUUUCGAUUGGGACUAUCGUCAGGUGCCUCCGGUCGUCCCUCUCCUUCGCACCCUCCUCCAGAGACCAGAGCUUUUCGCCUAUAUAGACUCUGUUACCAUGGUUGGAAAUCAGUUUGCCAUUAAUACACGACCUAAGCCUUUGGACCCAUCCAAGAUGCCAUUAGACCUUUUCCUAACCGCGAUCGAGAAGACCAAGGUGCCAUAUACCAGUCUCUGGGUUGAUCAACUGAAAUCGGCUUCAGGCAGCAUGGAUGCGCUUAUUGGUUUGUUCAUCGCUAAUCUUUGCAAGAUACGAUUCCUUGCAAUCACACACAACUUCAUCCACAGGUCCGAAAUCGCCAGUCGAGUUCUGCAGUCUAAGAUCCUUGGCCAGAUACCCGAUUAUUCGGCAGUCUUUGGCCAACUGCCCAGAUUCGAACAGCUGAACCGGCUCAUUUAUUACAAGGAGCGUUCCGCUUCAGAUCUUGAUGUCUUCCCGGACGUCAUGUCUUUAUUCUAUCUCCCAACAGCCAGUGACUUGGUUGUCAAUAUACCGAACCCCAAGUUGCCAUUUGAAUGGCCGGCAGGAGAGCCUGACCUCAGCCACCUGACCUCGCUCGAGGUCGAUUGGGUCUAUCCGGACUGCCUGGCGCAGAUUCUUGAGCACACGAGUAAUCUGAAAACGCUCUACUGGAACUGGCAAUAUGACGAGUAUGGCACUGAGAGAUCCGGUUCCCGUUUGGACUAUGACCACAUUACGACGGCCCUACUACCCCUCAGAAGAACGUUGGAGAAGUUCCAUUUCCGCUUAGAGGAGACCUCGCUCGAGUAUAUUGACGAGGGGAUAGUCACCGCAGGAUCAUGGGAUGGCCUUCGAGACUUUGAGCGGCUCGUCUAUCUUGAUGUCCCCCUGAUAUCUCUUACCGGCGUGGACAUGAUACCUGAACCCAUGGAGCGCCAUGUCCCGCCCAGCGUUGAGGCGCUCUGCCUCACGCCCGCCAUGCUGGUUCAUGAAGAGGCAGUCUUGUGGGUGUUGUAUCCGGCAGAUGCCUCAUCAGAGGAGCUUGAGCAAUUGAUCAUUGCGGACUGGCACCCUGAAAAAGAUGUAAUCAAGCCGAUCAAGGCGUUGGCGGAGAGAUGCCCACAACAGCUGCCGCGACUGCGUCGCAUAGAAUUCCUUGGUGAACCGGGGACUUGGAACGCGCGGAUGGAUCCGUUGAUGAGCGAGGCUGAUCUUGUGCAUGGUGUUGAGCUCCGGGUGAUACAUGAAGAAUACUGGUAUAAACGCCACCUCCCCGACUACGUAUUUGAUAUCUAG
Clonostachys byssicola is the source of this 1437-nucleotide messenger RNA. Lineage: Eukaryota; Fungi; Ascomycota; Sordariomycetes; Hypocreales; Bionectriaceae. The record is from the annotation of a GenBank genome assembly.